UCAGGUGAUCCACCCACCUCGGCCUCCCGAAGUGCUGGGGUUAAAGGUGUGAGCCACCAUGCCUGGCCCACAGUGAGAGUUUUUUACUCACUAUUUUAUCCUUCCAAGUGGUAGAGUCAUGCUAACACUGCCUCCAAUCUGUCAUCUAAAAAAAAAAAUCCUGUUUUUAAAAAAUUUAGAAUAAUUUGAUGAACAACACACAGCUUAAAACACAUGUGAAUCCACAAUAUGCACUUCCUCAUAGAUCUUUUAGAUGGUCUGGCUACCCCACCUGGAGCAUUCUGACACUCCUUUAUAUUUAGCAUGUUUGAUUUUGCCCAUCUAUCACUUAACAUCUGGAAAAGUUUUGGUAGAGUAGUAUAAGCCUAUUGUACAGAUUCAGGAAGAACUUUUCGACAUUAUCUAAAACAAUCUUUUUGUCUUUCAGUUUAGGAAAUGCAGACGCAAAUUGUUAAUUGUCCUCCCAAAGCCACAAGGUUGUUACUGAUAACUAUCUUCCUAUGGUUUGAAUGUGUUUCUUGCACGAUUCAGGCCUUGCCAGUGUGGUAGUAUUGAGAGAGGUGGGGCCUUUAAGAGAUGGUUUGGCCUUGAAGGCUUCUCUCUUGAGGAUGGUAUUAAGACCUUUAUAAAAGAGGCUACAUGUAGCAUUUAGCUGGCUUGUCCUUCUGCUUUCUGCCACGUGAGAAUAGCCUUCCUCCACUACAGAGAGUGCAGCUCUCUCCUGACAUCCAAACCUGCCAGUGCCUUGAUCUUAGAUUUCCCAGCUUCUGGAAUGCUGAGAAAUAAAUUUCUAUUGCUUAUAACUUAUCUGGUCUCAGGUAUCCUGUUGCAGGUCAGCACAAAGAGACUAAUUCUAAUGUACUGAUUCAGGAAGAAUUUUUUUCACAUUACCUAAAAUAUUUUCCUCUCAGUUUAGGAGAUUUAGGCACAAACUAACUGGCUUCCGCAAACCACAUGGUGGUUAGUAAUAGUUUUAAAAGUUUUUACUUCCAGUAAAAUGUAUAAUUCCUCAUGAUCAUAAUGUACCAAAUGUGCUAUAAAAUGUUACAUCAAGUUCAGAUACUAUAAGAAUGAUCACUACUCUGUUGUUGGAGAAAGGAAGGGGCUAGAUCCUAUAAUCUCUUCUCUUUUCACAAAGGCACAGAGAGGUUAAACUAAGUGACUCCCUAAAGGAUGGGUAAGAAGUGAGGAUGCGUGUCCUUCCAAGUAUUAUUAUUCCGCAGACUCUGAAGGAACCACAAGGCUACACCGUGCUAUUGUAAGUUCUUGCCUUCUUUACACUGAAGUUACAUGAGAAAUGCAAACAGGUAAACAAAAAAGACCUGAGAAAGGCCAACUUUUUGAUAACUGUUUAGACAGAGACUGCCUAAACCGAAAACACAUGCUGUUUCCCCUCAGCCUGAUUGAUUUGGCAUUCAGAGUACAAGCUCACAGCAGAGGGGCUGGGCCUGUCCAGUCAGGAACUGCAGUCAGAGACUUCCCCUGCUACUUGCUGGGAAAGAACAUUAGGAAUGCCUUUCAGUGCCUUGCUUCCUGAACGAGCUCACAGUAGCCAGGCGGCCCAGGGCAAUCCCACCAUAUUUCACUCUCAGCGCUGCAGGAAUCCGGAUGCAGCCCAAGUACAGCAGGACGAGGGACAUGCUGGAUGAUGAUGGAGACACCACCAUGAGCCUGCAUUCUCAAGCCUCUGCCACAGCUCGGCGUCCAGAGCCCCGGCGCACAGAGCACAGGGCUCCCUCUUCAACGUGGCGACCAGUGGCCCUGACCCUGCUGACUUUGUGCUUGGUGCUGCUGAUAGGGCUGGCAGUCCUGGGGCUUUUGUUUUUUCAGUACUACCAGCUCUCCAAUACUGGUCAAGGCACCAUUUCUCAAAUGGAAGAAAGAUUAGGAAAUACAUCCCGAGAGUUGCAAUCUCUUCAAGCCCAGAACAUAAAGCUUGCAGGAAGUCUGCAGCAUGUGGCUGAAAAACUCUGUCGUGAGCUCUAUAACAGAGCUGGAGCGCACAGGUGCAGCCCUUGUACUGACCAGUGGAAGUGGCAUGGAGACAAAUGCUACCAGUUCUAUAAAGACGGCAAAAGUUGGGAGGACUGUAAAUAUUUCUGCCUCAGUGAGAACUGUACCAUGCUGAAGAUAAACAAACAAGAAGAUCUGGAGUUUGCCAAGUCUCAGAGCCGCUCUCCGUUUUUCUACUCUUAUUGGACAGGGCUUUUGCGCCCUGACAGUGGCAAGGCCUGGCUGUGGAUGGAUGGAACCCCUUUUGCUUCUGAACUGUUCGAGAUUAUAAUAGAUGUCACCAGCCCAAGAAGCAGAGACUGUGUGGCCAUCCUUAAUGGGAUGAUCUUCUCAAAGGACUGCCAAGAAUUGAAGCGGUGUAUCUGUGAGAGGAGAGCGGGAAUGGUGAAGACAGAGAGCCUCCAUUUCCCCCCUGAAACAUUAGGCAAAGGUGACUGAUUCUCCCUCUGCAACUACAGAUAGCAGAGUGAGCCAGGCAAUGCCAAUGCAAGGGCUACCUGAGACAUCGGGAAAUGGAACAUAAUCAGGAGACACUAUCUCUCUGACUAGUACAAAAUGGGUUCUCGUGUUUCCUGUUCAGGAUCAGCAGCAUUUCUGAGCUUGAGUUUAUGCACAUAUUUAAAAGUCACAAGAAGUCUUAUUUACAUGCCACCAACCAACCUCAGGAACCCAUAAUGUCAUCUACCUUCUUGGCUUAGAGAUAACUUUUAGCUUUCUUUCUUCUCAAUGUCUAAUAUCACCUCCCUGUUUCCAUGUCUUCCUUACACUUGGUGGAAUGAGAAACUUUUUGUAGAGGAAAUACAUCGAAGUAACAUCCUUUUCCGUGACAGUCAAGCAGUCCAUCAGAAAUUAGCAGUUACUCCCCAGAUUAUACCACCAAAUACACAAGGCAUUCUUUUUGUUUGUUUCAGUUCAUACUAGUCCCUUCCCAAUCUAUCAGUGAAGACCCCAUCUGCCUUGUCUAUGCCCUGUUUCCCAAAAGGGAUGUCUCUUGAUAUGAGAAUCUCAAUGCCUUAUAAACAUUCCUUCCUGUGUCCAUUAAGACUCUGAUCAUUGUCUCCCUUCCAUAGGAAUUUCUCCCAGGAAAGAAAUAUAUCCCCAUCUCAGUUUCAUAUCAGAACUACCGUCCCCGAUAUUCCCUUCAGAGAGAUUAAAGACUAGAAAAAAGUCAGCCUCUUCAUCUGCACCUGUAACAGUUUCAGUUCCUAUUUUCUUUCAUUGACCCGUAUUUAUACCUUUCAGGUACUGAAGAUUUAAUAAUAAUAAAUGUAAAUACUGUGAAGUGUGUGUGAUUUUACAAUGGACUUGUGAUUUGUGGGAAAAUUCAGCAUGGAAAUGCUUUUCAGAAUAUGAUGGCAAUCAUUAUUUUCAUCGUGCCUUACUGAGAUUUUUUGGGGAAUUUACAAGAGUACUGAUUACACGAUUAUUCGGAGAAAACAAGAUGUCUUUGAAAUACAUGUUGUCUUCAAGAGAACAGUUUUAACAUUUUCCUAAAAUGAAAUAUUUUGAGGCAAGCUUAUGGCAUCAACACAUGGUUGAUGAGGAAGCUGAGUUGCAUUAGUGCACACAAUUUCCAGUCAGGUAGUGGAAAAUGAACAGAGACAGUGACAUCUUUGUAGCUGCUCCUUUGUGAGGCACUUCUUUCUUCAGAUGACUCCAUGCACAAAUAUAACACGGAUCGUUGGGAGUGACACCAUCACAGCCACCAAGUUUAUUGGUUUAUUGAUAGUCAAUUCUGAGGGUUUAAUGCUAGAAAGGAUAACAUUAUAAAUCUUUGUUUUUCAACAGUGGCAACUGAGGUGCUUCAGUUUUGUUUUUCAUAAACAUCUAUCUCAUGGUAAAAUGACAUAGAGUAGCAAUAAUAUGAUAGAAAGAACACAUUGGUGCUCACUUUCAUAAAUUUCAUUUUGUUAGAUUGUCACUUAGCAAAGACGAUUGCAGAUUCUUCCUUGAGAACUUUCCUUUCAAUUUUCUGUUGAUUUCCUUAAAAUUUUCUUCAGGGUUGAGCAAGUUCUGUUGGUAUAUUGUGUCACGCAAAGAAAACUGUAUUUGUGGUUAGAAAAUGAAGAUUUUAGAUCUCUUAUUCUGAUUUACUUAUUAGGCAAGUCACUUUAUUUCAUGAAGCCUAUUUCACUGCAUAUGAAGUAGAAAUAGUUAUAAUUUCCUCAUAAUGUUACUGUUAGCUGAAAUGAAGUAAAUGUGAAAUCA
Chlorocebus sabaeus (green monkey) is the source of this 4221-nucleotide messenger RNA. RefSeq names its product C-type lectin domain family 1 member A (gene CLEC1A). Gene Ontology annotation, cellular component: plasma membrane. The record is from RefSeq and is a predicted model, not a curated record. Gene Ontology annotation, biological process: signal transduction. NCBI's taxonomy places the organism in Eukaryota, Metazoa, Chordata, Mammalia, Primates, Cercopithecidae. Gene Ontology annotation, molecular function: transmembrane signaling receptor activity.